AGCCGAAGAUGUCGGCUCGGUCAUGUGAUCAGCUGUGUCGAAUCACAGCUGAUCAGAUGGCACAUAUAAUCAGUGUGCCCUGAUGAUCAGUGUGGCCACAGAAGUGCCACCUGUCAGUGUCCAUCAGUGCCAGCUGCCAGUGCUGAACAGUGCCACGUGCCAGUGCCACAUCAAUGCCACAUAUCCGUUCCUACCAGUGCACAUCAAUGCCACAUAUCAGUGCCCAUCUGAGCUGCCUUUCAGUGUCACCCAUCAGUACCAGUCAGUGCCACCUAUCAAUGCCAAUCAGUGCUGCCAAUCAGUGCCUAUCAGUGUGCAUCAGUGCCACCUAUCAGUG
Molecule: messenger RNA, 337 nt
Organism: Staurois parvus
Lineage: Eukaryota; Metazoa; Chordata; Amphibia; Anura; Ranidae
Source: the annotation of a GenBank genome assembly